AUGGCAGAAGCAAUCAUAUUGCCGAUCGCUAAAUCCAUACUUGGUAAGAUCGGUUCCUUUACCGGUGAUUUGGUCAUUUCCUCUGUUUCCGAAGAAUUAAAAGCGGCCAAGUCAGCUGAGAAAGAUCUUAAGAAGAUAGCUGAUAAGCUCACUGCCAUUUGUGCUGUCCUCCAUGAUGCUGAAGAAAAGAAAUAUUCGAACGAAGCCAUGAAAGUUUGGCUAAGAGAUCUGAAGCGUGUUGUUUAUGAUAUUGAUGAUCUCUUGGAUGAAGUCGCCUUUGACGCUUUACAGCGCCGUGUCAAUGAAGGUCGUUUUCGGCGCAAGCUUAGGUACUAUCUUUCCUCCUCAAACCCCAUCAUUUAUACUUUUCAUGUAAGUCACAAAAUACGAGAUCUCUGUAAGCAGCUUGAACACAUUGUGGCUAAGAAAAAUGAUUUUGGUUUGACUGAGAGUCCAAUUGAGUACUCAACUGCUGACAUCAGGAUUUGGGAUAGAAGCUCAUAUGUCCAUGUACCUGAUGUUAUGGGAAGAGAAGAGGCUAAGCAAGAUGUUAUAAGGAGAUUGGGAAGAGUCAAUGGUGUUAGUGAGCUCUCAGUGCUUCCUAUUGUUGGGAUGGGUGGGAUAGGAAAAACUACAUUAGCCAAGUUGGUGUAUCAGGAUGUCCAACACUUUGAUCUAAAGUUGUGGGUAUGUGUUUCGGACCCGUUUCGCAUACCUAAGAUCAUAGAGGACAUUCUGAAGGAUGGUACUGAAGACAGUACUCCUAACCAAGAAAUGUGUAUAUUGGUGAGAAAGCUCCAUGGUUUGUUGAGUGGGAAGAAGUACUUGCUAGUGUUGGAUGAUGUCUGGGUUGAGGAAUUCGGAAAGUGGAAAGAGCUAAAGGACGUGCUAGCUGUUGGUAAUCCGGGGAGUGUACUUUUGAUCACUACAAGAAACUCCAAGGUUGCUUCUAUCACUCAAACAUUUGAAUCAUAUGACUUGGAUAGUCUUCCAAUUGAUGUUUGUUGGUCAAUGUUCAAGCACUUGGCAUUCAAGGACGAAGUUGAGGAAGCCAAAUAUCCGAAUCUUUGUGAAACUGGCAGGUCUAUUGUUAAAAAAUGCCAUGGCAUCCCACUCGUUGUGAAGACUUUGGCGAGUUUAUUAAGAAGUCCGAGGGAAGAACAAGAAUGGCAACGAAUUAAUGAUAUGGAAAGUUUAACUGAAUUGGAGCGACAAUAUGGUGAUGUCUUACCACUAUUAAAAUUAAGUUAUGAUAAAUUACCAUCUCACUUAAAACCAUGUUUUGCUCACUUGUCCUUGUACCUGAAAGAUGUUGAAUUAAUUUCUUUUGAUGUUUCAUAUAUGUGGAGCGCACUUGGAUUGUUGCCACUGGAUAAGAGAAAUAAUGAUAUUGAUGGCUUGGGAUACUCUUACUUUAGGGAACUGACAACAAUGUUCUUGGUUGAAGAAUCAAGUAAACAUCUGGUGGGUAUAGCUUGCGUUAGUAAAAUGCACGAUUUUUUGCAUGAUCUAGCAGUGAACAUUAUGGCAGAAGAGUUAGUUGUUAGCUUCUCGGAGCAAAGAGAGCCCGUUCGUUUCAAUUUGGUUAUGCCUAUAACCGACAUGUAA
Messenger RNA from Chenopodium quinoa (quinoa), 1608 nucleotides. RefSeq names its product putative disease resistance protein RGA3. Lineage: Eukaryota; Viridiplantae; Streptophyta; Magnoliopsida; Caryophyllales; Amaranthaceae. Gene Ontology annotation, biological process: defense response to other organism. Gene Ontology annotation, molecular function: ADP binding. The record is from RefSeq and is a predicted model, not a curated record. The transcript has 2 exons. The coding region runs from base 1 to 1608 and encodes 535 amino acids.